AUGUAUUUGCAUAGAACAAUUAUUUCCGUGACCCUGGUGCUGGGCUAUGCCGUAGUAGCCAAGCCCCCAGUGGACGCGAGCCAGGACCUGGGCUGGGGCUCGGACGUGGACUUUGAGGACCUCGACCUGUGGCCGGUGCCUGAGGCGUCCGACGAGUAUGUGCACCCUGGGCCCAAGGCAUCGGACGAGUAUGUGCACACUGUGUCCGUAGUCAAUGCUCGAUCUGUGGACGUGGACGUGGACGUGGACCUCUCUGAGGACUCUGACCUGGACUUGGACCUGUGGCCGGUGCCUGAGGCGUCUGACGAGUACGAUGGGCCUGAGGCGUCUGACGAGUACGAUGGGCCCGAGGCGUCUGACGAGUAUGAGCGCCCCGUGUCCGACGACGCUGCGUGCGACGCCAUCCUCGAGAUCACGAUGGCCGCGCACGGGCCGGCCAGCGCCUACUACAACGAGCUCAUGCAGCAGAUGGCCGCGAGCAUUGCCAGCCACCACGCCUCCGUGACACUGUCCCCCGGGGCCAGAGCGAACACCGCCGGCACCACGGCUGGCUCGCUGGCGGUCCGUGUGCAGCCCAAGUUUGUCCAGAGCGUGGUGAGCAGCGUCCACGCGUUCGUCAAGACCAACGCGACGCUUGUUGAGACGUCCGUGACCAUCGUCACCAGCGCCGUCUCCAGCGUCGUUGUCGCCGGCACGGGCCCCCUCGACAGCGUCGCCGAGGCCGGGUACGACGUUGUGACGCGGCACUGCCACAUCCGGCACCAGGGGCUGCCCGGCUACCUGGAUAUUAUUGGCGGUACCGUGCAGGUGGUAGACCAGCGCCCGCAGCGCUGGGCGCUCGAGUACACCGAGGAGGGCGUGUUUAGGAUGCGCCAUGGGCUGUACUAUGCGGUCCCGGCCAGCGCGACACUUGGCUGCCCCCUGGCCUACAGUGUGAUGCUGGCCACCGACAGGCACGGCAGCGAGUUCGUCCACACAAAGGACGGGUUCCUGACCAACGUGGACACGGGCAAGAGCAUCGUGCACUAUGUGGGCACGGACGUGUUGAUGCUCGUGUUGAUUGACCGCUUCCAGGUGCACGACGGACAGAAGUGGGAGCUCGUGGACUGCGUGGACAAGUGA
Sphaeroforma arctica JP610 is the source of this 1122-nucleotide messenger RNA. RefSeq lists its product as hypothetical. Lineage: Eukaryota; Ichthyosporea; Ichthyophonida. The coding region runs from base 1 to 1122 and encodes 373 amino acids. The record is from RefSeq and is a predicted model, not a curated record. The transcript has a single exon.